This is a messenger RNA of Owenia fusiformis, 1591 nucleotides long. Lineage: Eukaryota; Metazoa; Annelida; Polychaeta; Sabellida; Oweniidae. The record is from the annotation of a GenBank genome assembly.
AUCUGGAUAUAUGAAUAGCUAGAUGGAUGGACAAACAGACAGACAACUUCUCUUAAUCCCAACUCAAUCUUUGUUUGGCUGUAAAAUGGGGUUGACAUUGACUUUAACAGCUUGCAAUCAAGGAGGAUGGAUUUCAGGAUCACCAUUACAUUGUCAUUAUGUUUAGUAGGACUGCUUUAUGGAAGAAAACCAAGGGGUGGUUUUUGUGGGGGUACUUCUCUAUUGAAAUAUAAAAAUGUUAAUUGUGGAAAACGUGUUAAAUGUCCAAAUACAUUCAAAUGUAUCAAAGGAGAAUGCUGCCAAUAUAAGGAUGUUCCGCAAUGUACCCCGGAAAUUAAUUCUGCUACAAAAGCACCAUGGCCAUGUAAAGGAGGGGGAAGUAAAGCCUGUAGUCCUGGCUAUAAAUGCUUCCAAGUCAGCACCAAUGUAUUUUCUGUUUGCUGUCUUGAUUUUACUUGUGUCGAUAAAAGUGGAUAUUCACAUAACUGGUAUGACGAACCAUGGACAAGUAAUGAAGACAGAUGUAACAAAUGCAGUUGCCUCAAAGAUGGGAGAGUGAAAUGCACCAAUAAAGACAGUUGCAAAAAGUGCACAACACCUUAUGGGAUAAAGAAAGUCCCAUAUCAAUAUUGGGAAGACCGUUGUAAGCAUUGCUCAUGUAUAUCAAACAUGUAUACUUCAUGUACAACUGCAUGUGAACGUGGCUUGAAAGAUAAACCUUCUGGCUACACACCAUGUGAUACAAACAGUUGUGGCAAACAGGUAGCAGUACAACAAUGCCAUAGUGCAGUUGGAAUGGACGGAAAGCACUGUUUUGGACAUAGUGUUGACAUAAAGCCCUGUAAUGCACAGGAAUGUACUGGGAGACCUGGCAAACGGUUAACAGAAACAAUGGAUAUCAUAAUAGGAGGUAGAGAGGUGAAACCUGCACACAAUUUUCCAUGGAUGGUGUUGAUUAGUUCAAGAGGGUGUGGGGCAACACUUAUAUCCCCCAGACAUAUCCUCACUGCAGCUCAUUGUGUGGACAAAACGAGAAGAAUAACACUACAGACUGGAAAGCAUGAUAAGACAAGAAGGGAACCGAGUGAACAAACCAGAGAAGUGAAGAGAAACAACCUCAUUAAGCACAAGGAUUACAAUGGUUUGGAUAAUGAUAUUGCAGUCAUCAUUGUUGAUCCACCAAUUGAGCUGAAUAACUAUACACAACCAAUCCUGUUGCCAACAAGCCCUGUGUUCAAUAACAAAACCUUAAAGAGGAUACAAUGCCAUAUAGCGGGCUGGGGCAAAAGACAUUUAAAUGAUUGGCAAGGCUCAAAUGUUCUUCAACAUGUAACAGUUAAAAAAGAAGAAUGUAGACUUUCAAAGAAGGACUUAAAAGACUUAAGUGAUAAUAUGUUCUGCGCAAGUAAAGAAGGAAAAGAUACAUGUUUUGGAGAUUCUGGAGGACCAUUAAUGUGCAGAGAUCGCACAACAGAAACAUGGACUCAGUAUGGGAUUGCAAGUUGGGGUCCAGCAAAAUCAUGUGGAGAGGGGUCUGGGGUAUACACGAAAGUUACCAACUACCUCGACUGGAUCAAUACUAUCAUAUCUA